GACUUUUUAGCUGGAACGCGAGGACUGAAGUUGUGUGAUUUGUUUUAUUUGGUCUAUUUAGUGUUUCUUCGGGUUGAAAUGUGUAAUAAUGGUGGUUUAUUAACUGUUUAAUAUCUGUGAAAGUGCACAAAUGUGGGAAAAUAGAACAAAGUCGCUGGAUGUAACUUCUCGGGAUCCUCCAAAAAGUCCACUGAAAAAAUCUCAAUAAAUGACCACCAUUUUACUGAGAUUACAUUUCAUUUAAUUUCAUCCCAGUUGAUUAAUGUCUCAAAUUAAUUAUCUUCAUUUCAUUUCAUUCACUCCAUAUUAACAUUUUUCAUAAAAAUAAGAAUUUCAAUUAAAAUAAGACAUGACUUAAAGGUCUUAGUUACCAGGUCAUAAAACCCCUUAAAAAACAUACAUACCUAGCACCUAGCACUUGAUUGAUAAACCUUGAAAUGCAAAUAAAAGUUGAUUUUAAACUUUAAAUUUUAGUAAAUAAUUAAUAAUGGCUGAUGAAGAUGACCCUAAAGAGUAUCGAUGGGAAACUGGUUAUGAAAAAACUUGGGAGGCUAUUAAAGAAGAUGAAGAUGGGUUGGUUGAAAGCCUGGUGGCUGAAUUUGCCCAGAAAGCAGCACGUAAAGCAGCUGCUCCUCGUAAAGGUCCAGUCAGACUUGGCAUGAUGAGGCAUUUACUUUUAGCCAUAGAUUGUUCUGAGGCUAUGAGCUCCCAAGAUUUGAAACCUUCACGGUUUCUGUGCACAUUGAAGUUGCUCGAGAAAUUUGUUGAAGAGUUUUUUGACCAGAAUCCUCUCAGUCAGCUUGGUUUAAUAGCAAUGAAGAAUAAGAGAGCUGAGAAAAUAACUGACCUAUCUGGAAAUGUCCGGAAACACAUUAAAGCCAUACAAGGUUUAUCCAACACUCCGCUGACUGGAGAGCCAUCAUUACAAAAUACGCUAGAGCUGGCUGGGCGAAUCCUAAGGCCUCUGCCUGGACACGCGUCAAGAGAAUUACUAGUGCUUUUCGCAUCCCUUACAACUUGCGAUCCAAGUGAUAUAAACACUACCAUAGAAACACUAAAAACAGAUGGAAUUAGAUGUUCUGUUAUUGGUCUAGCUGCUGAAGUGCGGAUUUGCAAAAAAAUGUGUCAAGACACUAAUGGAGAUUAUGGUGUGGUAUUAGACGAUUGUCACUACCAGUCACUGCUACUAGAGUACACGUCGCCGCCGCCCCGCGCCCGCUCGUUGGACGCGGGCCUGGUGAAGAUGGGCUUCCCGCAUUCAACGCCGCUCGAGGAACAAGCCGACCCAGGGGCUAAUGUCGAUCCACCUAUUACUGUUUGUAUGUGUCAUUUGGAGGAAGGCGAAGGUAUAGGCGGCGAGGGUCACCUGUGUCCGCAGUGCCGCUCCAAGUAUUGUUCGUUGCCAGCUCAGUGUCGCACCUGCGGCCUGACACUCGCAUCAGCACCACAUCUUGCAAGAUCAUACCAUCACCUGUUUCCAGUGGAACCUUAUGAAGAAUUAGAUAAUGAUGGCCAGGCGCAGUAUUGUUUUGGAUGCUUAAGAACCUUCACCGAUAUAGACAAGAAGAUACAUCGUUGUCCCCGAUGUAAAGAGUACUACUGCUGGGAGUGCGAGGGCGCGGUGACGGCCACGCUGCACGUGUGUCCUGGCUGCGCCACCAGACCUCAUUUGUACCAGCGGCUACCAAGCACGACCUCAUCGUAAUAAAUGAAUUAAUAAAUGAAUAAAUGAAUGAA
Messenger RNA from Bombyx mori (domestic silkworm), 1737 nucleotides. RefSeq names its product general transcription factor IIH subunit 2 (gene Ssl1). The record is from RefSeq and is a predicted model, not a curated record. Gene Ontology annotation, molecular function: zinc ion binding. Gene Ontology annotation, biological process: regulation of transcription by RNA polymerase II; DNA-templated transcription; nucleotide-excision repair. The coding region runs from base 488 to 1705 and encodes 405 amino acids. The transcript is spliced from 9 exons. Gene Ontology annotation, cellular component: transcription factor TFIIH core complex; transcription factor TFIIH holo complex. Lineage: Eukaryota; Metazoa; Arthropoda; Insecta; Lepidoptera; Bombycidae.